This is a messenger RNA of Galeopterus variegatus (Sunda flying lemur), 1017 nucleotides long. RefSeq names its product NK6 homeobox 1 (gene NKX6-1). The coding region runs from base 1 to 1017 and encodes 338 amino acids. The record is from RefSeq and is a predicted model, not a curated record. The transcript has 4 exons. Gene Ontology annotation, biological process: regulation of transcription by RNA polymerase II; cell differentiation. Gene Ontology annotation, molecular function: DNA-binding transcription factor activity, RNA polymerase II-specific; RNA polymerase II cis-regulatory region sequence-specific DNA binding. NCBI's taxonomy places the organism in Eukaryota, Metazoa, Chordata, Mammalia, Dermoptera, Cynocephalidae. Gene Ontology annotation, cellular component: nucleus.
AUGUUAGCGGUGGGGGCCAUGGAGGGCACCCGGCAGAGCGCGUUCCUGCUCAGCAGCCCACCCCUGGCCGCCCUGCACAGCAUGGCCGAGAUGAAGACCCCGCUGUACCCCGCCGCGUACCCCCCGCUGCCCACCGGGCCCCCCUCCUCGUCCUCCUCCUCGUCCUCCUCCUCGUCGCCCUCCCCGCCUUUGGGUGCCCACAACCCAGGCGGCCUGAAGCCCCCAGCUGGGGGGGGGCUCUCGUCCCUGGGCAGCCCCCCGCAGCAGCUCUCUGCAGCCACCCCACACGGCAUCAACGACAUCUUGGGCCGGCCCUCCAUGCCCGUAGCCUCGGGGGCAGCCCUGCCCUCUGCCUCGCCCUCUGGUUCUUCCUCCGGGCUGCUGGCCGGCCUGCCCCGCUUCAGCAGCCUCAGCCCGCCUCCGCCGCCACCCGGGCUCUACUUCAGCCCCAGCGCUGCGGCCGUGGCCGCUGUGGGCCGGUACCCCAAGCCGUUGGCCGAGCUGCCCGGUCGGACGCCGAUUUUCUGGCCCGGAGUGAUGCAAAGCCCGCCCUGGAGGGACGCGCGCCUGGCCUGCACCCCUCAUCAAGGAUCCAUUUUGUUGGACAAAGACGGGAAGAGAAAACACACGAGACCCACGUUCUCCGGCCAGCAGAUCUUCGCCCUGGAGAAGACUUUUGAACAAACGAAAUACUUGGCGGGGCCCGAGAGGGCUCGGUUGGCCUAUUCGUUGGGGAUGACGGAGAGUCAGGUCAAGGUCUGGUUCCAGAACCGCCGGACCAAGUGGAGGAAGAAGCACGCGGCCGAGAUGGCCACGGCCAAGAAGAAGCAGGACUCGGAGACCGAGCGGCUCAAGGGGGCCUCGGAGAACGAGGAGGAGGACGACGACUACAACAAACCUCUGGAUCCCAACUCGGACGACGAGAAGAUCACGCAGCUGCUGAAGAAGCACAAGCCCGGCGGCGGCGGCGGCGGCGGCCUCCUGCUGCACGCGUCCGAGAACGAGAGCUCGUCCUGA